Molecule: messenger RNA, 1582 nt
Organism: Brassica oleracea var. oleracea
Lineage: Eukaryota; Viridiplantae; Streptophyta; Magnoliopsida; Brassicales; Brassicaceae
Product: GDSL esterase/lipase At4g10955
Exons: 3
Coding region: 168-1385 (405 amino acids)
Source: RefSeq, a predicted model, not a curated record
AUCAUUUAUUUCAUAUUAAUCACAAUCUAAGAAAUUAAAAUUUUGUUUUCCAGUUCCAACGCUAGAAAUAACCACUCGAAUCCGUUUCUCACUGAGAACUGAGAAGAGAGUUAUCUGAAUCUGUAGUUUGCUUAGAAGAAGAGGAAACAAAGAUCAUAUUUUUAACAAUGUUGAUGUCGAAUUGUGCGUCGGUGGAAGAAGAGACUAAGGAAUCUGAAUCCGUGGCGGCUACGCCUCCGAAGACGGUGGUGGUUAAGGAAGAUGACGCUGAUCAUCAUCCUUACGCGUUUCACGUAUCUGGACCGAGGAACGUAUCUUCUCCUAACUGGAGGUCGAUUUUAUGUACCUGUAGGAAGGAUCCAAACUAUAAGAGGACAGUAAUGGCAUGUUUUAUUCAAGCAGCGUACUUACUUGAACUCGACAGACAAGAGAACCGAGACAAGCAAAACGCUCUCGCACCCAAAUGGUGGAUUCCUUUCAAGUACAAGUUAACGCAAACGCUGAUUGAUGAGAGAGACGGAUCCAUAUUUGGAGCUCUUCUUGAAUGGGACAGAUCUGCUGCAAUGGCUGAUUUAGUCGUCAUCAGACCGAGCGGUGCACCAAAAGCAGUACUUGCGCUAAGAGGAACGAUACUCAAGAGUCUUACCAUGAGACGUGAUAUCCAAGACGAUCUCCGGUUUUUAGCUUGGGAGAGUCUUAAAGGCUCUGUGAGGUUUAACGUUGCUCUCGUAGCGCUGGAGUCAGUAGCGAAGAGAUAUGGUAGCAAUAAUGUCUGUGUUGUUGGUCACUCCUUAGGAGCAGGUUUUGCAUUACAAGUUGGUAAGGCAUUGGCUAAAGAUGGGCUGUUCGUUGAUGCGCAUUUGUUCAACCCACCUUCUAUAUCUUUAGCUAUGAGCUUAAGAAACAUUGGUGAAAAAGCUGGUGUUGCUUGGAAACGACUCAUGUCGAUGCUUCCUCCGAGAAACGAGCCUUUGGUACCAAAUGGUUGUGAAGCAGAGGCUGCUCCUGGGAGUGUUUCAGGAGGGUUUAGGAACUGGGUACCGAGUUUCAACGGACAAAAUCAGAAAUCUUCUGUGGAUUUGAGAAAAUGGGUGCCUCAUUUGUAUGUGAACGACAGUGACUAUAUCUGCUGCUACUACACAGACCAGGAUGGAGUGAACGAGAAGGAAAAAUUGAACAACAACAAGGAGAACCAGAGUCCUGUUGUGAAAAACACUAUUCCUCAAGCAGCAGCAAAGCUUUUCGUGAUGUCAAAAGGGAAACAGAAGUUUCUCGAGGCGCAUGGGUUAGAACAAUGGUGGUCCGAGAAUCUAGAGCUUCAAUCAGCGAUUCACAGCAGCAGGCUGAUCACUCAGCAACUCAAGUCAUUAUACAGUGUUAAGUAAACAUCAAGCAGCAUAACCAUCUUCAUCGUUCAAUAAACACGUUUGUUCCCUUUUGCUAUCUUUACGGUUUGACCUAAGAACUUUUUUUCCGGGAAAUGUAAGUAGCAUAAGUGUAAGAAAGACCAGUUGUAAUUGAUCUGCAACAUUUAGUCAAUAAUUGUGCCAAUAACAAUCAUACGGGGGCCACACAAAGAAAA